Molecule: messenger RNA, 3110 nt
Organism: Acomys russatus (golden spiny mouse)
Lineage: Eukaryota; Metazoa; Chordata; Mammalia; Rodentia; Muridae
Gene: Zmiz2
Product: zinc finger MIZ-type containing 2
Exons: 20
Coding region: 312-3074 (920 amino acids)
Biological process (GO): regulation of transcription by RNA polymerase II; protein sumoylation
Molecular function (GO): SUMO ligase activity; zinc ion binding
Source: RefSeq, a predicted model, not a curated record
CGGCCCCGCCCCGGUGGACAGCAGCAGGAAGCGUGCGGGCUCCUCUGACACCGCGGUCGCAAAGGAAAGAGCUGCCAGCCAGGGGCUGGGUUGGUGCCUGUGUCCUGCUUCAGCCGUGUUGGUACAGCCUCCCCAAGGCCAAGCUGGUGGAUGGACUGCUGUUCCGCAUCUGCUUCCUGACCUUCCCAGCCCCCGCCUCAAAGAACACUUUGGCUCUGCUCCUUAUCAGGUCUCUGGGCUGCCCAGGCAGCCGGAGCAGCAACUCCCAGAUAAGUUCCAGCACAUUGGGCCUGUAGGCUGCUCCGUCACCAAUGAACCCCAUGAACCCCAUGAAACCUGUCCUGCCCCCUGCACCACACGGUGAUGGUUCAUUUGCAUAUGAGUCUGUGCCUUGGCAACAAAGUGCCACUCAGCCAGCUGGGUCACUGUCCGUGGUCACUACUGUGUGGGGAGUUGGCAACGCAACACAGAGCCAGGUUUUGGGAAACCCCAUGGGCCCUGCAGGAAGCCCCCCUGGUGGCUCCAUGAUGCCUGGUGUGGCAGGUGGCAGCUCUGCCUUGACCUCCCCGCAGUGCCUGGGACAGCAGGCGUUUGCUGAAGGUGGUGCUAGCAAGGGCUACGUACAGCAAGGAGUGUAUGGCAGAGGGGGCUACCCUGGGGGAUCCAGUUUCGGCACUGGGUAUGCAGGUGGUCCUGGAGGCCUGGGCCUCCCCUCACAUGCUGCACGGCCCUCAACUGACUUCACACAAGCAGCAGCUGCAGCUGCCAUGGCUGCUGCUGCAGCCACAGCUACAGCCACGGCCACGGCCACCGUGGCUGCCCUGCAGGAGAAGCAGAGCCAGGAGCUAAGCCAGUAUGGAGCGAUGGGGACUGGGCAGUCUUUUAACAGCCAGUUUCUGCAGCAUGGAGGUCCUCGAGGUCCCACCGUGCCUCCUGGCAUGAACCCUUCUGGCAUGGGAGGAAUGAUGGGCCCCUCCAGCCUCUCCUCCAUGGCCAUGACCCCUGCCCGGGCAGCAAGCAUGACACCCUUAUAUGCAGGACAGCGACUGCCUCAGCAUGGGUACCCUGGGCCUCCUCAGGCCCAGCCACUGCCCCGGCAGGGGGUCAAGAGAGCCUAUUCAGAGGUGUACCCUGGGCAGCAGUAUCUGCAAGGAGGCCAGUAUGCAGCCAGCACUGCCCAGUAUGCUCCUGGCCCUGGGCAGCCCCCAGGACCCGCUUCCUCUUACCCCGGACACAGGCUACCCCUGCAGCAAGGCAUGGCCCAGUCCCUGUCUGCACCUGGCCCCACGGGACUGCACUACAAGCCCACAGAGCAGUUCAACGGGCAGAGCACCAGCUUCAACGGGGGCAGCAUCAGCUACAGCCAGCCUGGCUUGAGUGGGCCUUCCCGUUCCAUCCCUGGUUACCCCAGCUCCCCACUGCCGGGGAAUCCCACGCCACCCAUGACGCCUAGCAGCAAUGUCCCCUACAUGUCCCCAAGCCAGGAGGUCAAGUCUCCUUUCCUGCCUGACCUCAAGCCAAGCCUCAGCUCUUUGCAGUCCUCCCCCUCUGGAAGUGGUCCUUGUGAUGAGCUGCGCCUGACCUUCCCAGUCCGAGAUGGGGUAGUUCUGGAGCCAUUCCGCCUGCAGCACAACCUGGCUGUGAGCAACCAUGUCUUCCAGCUCCGAGAUUCUGUCUAUAAGACCCUGAUGCUGAGGCCUGACCUGGAGCUGCAGUUCAAGUGCUACCACCACGAGGACCGGCAGAUGAACACCAACUGGCCAGCAUCCGUGCAGGUCAGCGUCAAUGCCACACCCCUCAGCAUCGAGCGUGGAGACAACAAGACCUCGCAUAAGCCUCUCUACCUGAAGCACGUGUGCCAGCCAGGUCGCAACACCAUCCAGAUCACCGUUACCGCCUGCUGCUGUUCCCACCUGUUCGUGCUGCAGCUGGUGCACCGCCCGUCUGUCCGCUCUGUGCUGCAGGGCCUCCUCAAGAAGCGCCUCCUGCCAGCUGAGCACUGCAUCACCAAGAUAAAGCGGAACUUCAGUAGCGGCACCAUCCCUGGCACCCCUGGGCCCAAUGGAGAGGAUGGGGUGGAGCAGACGGCUAUCAAGGUGUCCCUGAAGUGCCCCAUCACCUUCCGCAGGAUCCAGCUCCCAGCCCGUGGUCACGACUGUCGCCACAUACAGUGCUUCGACCUGGAGUCAUACUUACAGCUCAACUGUGAGCGGGGGACCUGGAGGUGCCCAGUGUGCAACAAGACGGCACUGCUGGAGGGCCUGGAGGUGGACCAGUAUAUGCUGGGCAUCCUGAUUUAUAUUCAGAACUCAGACUACGAGGAGAUCACCAUCGACCCCACGUGCAGCUGGAAGCCAGUGCCUGUGAAGCCUGACCUGCACAUCAAGGAGGAGCCGGACGGGCCAGUGCUGAAGCGCUGCCGCACCGUGAGCCCUGCCCAUGUGCUCAUGCCCAGUGUGAUGGAGAUGAUCGCUGCCCUGGGCCCUGGCGCUGCCCCCUUUGCCCCUCUGCAGCCCCCUUCGGCCACUGCCCCCAAUGACUACCCCAGCCAGGGUUCCAACUUCCUGGGUCCUGGAACCUUCCCAGAAUCCUUCCCAUCUGCUACACCCACCACCCCAAAUCUUGCUGAGUUCACCCAGGGGCCACCCCCCAUUUCCUACCAAUCUGACAUUCCCAGCAGCCUCCUCACUCCAGACAAGUCUGCUCCUUGCCUCCCAGGCCAGAUGACACCAGCAGGCCACCUGGACCCAGCCCACAAUACUGGACCACCAGGGCUGCAUACCCCCAACCUCGGGCCCACCCCAGGCUCCCAGCUACACCAUCCAAACCCUCCCCCUGCAUCCCGGCAGCCCCUGGGCCAACCAAACACAGGGCCCAUCAGCGAACUGGCCUUCAAUCCUGCCACGGGCAUGAUGGGGCCUCCCAGCAUGGCUGGGGCAGGGGAAGCCUCAGAACCAGCUCUGGAUCUGCUCCCCGAACUGACCAAUCCUGAUGAACUGCUCUCCUACCUGGGUCCACCCGACCUCCCCACAAACAGCAGUGAUGACCUGCUCUCACUCUUCGAGAACAACUGACCCUAUGUUAACCCCUGGCUGUCGAGGGCACACCCA